Molecule: messenger RNA, 2302 nt
Organism: Ylistrum balloti
Lineage: Eukaryota; Metazoa; Mollusca; Bivalvia; Pectinida; Pectinidae
Product: kinetochore protein NDC80 homolog
Exons: 15
Coding region: 1-1947 (648 amino acids)
Biological process (GO): attachment of mitotic spindle microtubules to kinetochore
Cellular component (GO): Ndc80 complex
Source: RefSeq, a predicted model, not a curated record
AUGCGCAAGUCAGUAUCAAGUACAUAUGGCAGAAGAGCCUCCUCUAUGGAGCGUUCCUCAGUGUCAUCAGGAUCUCAUGGUAGACGUGCAUCAUCCCAGGAGCGGUCAUCAAUAUCUGAUGGUCCAUUGCGUGUCAACACAGAUUCUAACAGAAAGAGUGGAAUACCACAGCAAAAAUGGUCAAGUCAAUAUUCACAAGGCUCUUCAAACAGUGGUGCCCAUCGUAACUCUGUGUCAAGAUACAGUUUUUAUGGGUCCAACCAACAGCAAAAGAAAAGGAUGUCUCGGGGCAGUGGCAUGGGGAUGAGGGGUCACACUGGCAUUACAAAAGACCCAAGACCAAUAUCUAACAAAUCCUACCAACAAUCCUGUAUUAAAGACCUUGUAAUGUUUUUAACGGAAAGACAGUUUCCCCAGUCUAUUUCUCCUAAGGUUCUUCAGUCACCUACUGGUGGAGAUUUCAUGAAGAUAUUUGAGUUUAUAUAUGGUUUCCUGAAUCCUAAGUGUUCAGUUAGCAGGGAUGAUGUGCCAAAGAUUUUUAAACAGCUUGGCUAUCCUUUCACCAUUACAAAGAGUUCCAUGCAUUCUGUGGGCAGCCCUCAUACAUGGCCAACACUGUUGGCUGGCCUCAACUGGCUCAUCAACCUCAUUAGGUGGGGACUUUCUGGAGAUAUUGAGAGUUCCUACUUCCCUUCUGUAGAGGAUGAUUUUGAAAAUUCAGUCCCAGAGACUAAGAUUCUGUACUACUAUUUUGAGCACACAUAUAGUGCUUACAUGGCUGGACAAGACAGUUUUGAAGACUUUGAUGAACAGCUUGAAAAGAAAAUGCAUGAGAGAUACUGUGGUACAGCGGGUGGAAAUGAUUCACUGGAGAUGGAGCACAAAAGAUUGCAAACAGAAUUGGAAUUGUUAGAAAACGAUAUGGAAAACCUAAAAACCACAAAGGAGGCAAGAGAUAUGCUCAAACUGGAUGAUGAGCGCUACAUGGAACAUCUGUCCAAAAUUGACAUACACAGGCAAGGACUUGAAAAGCAGUGUGCAGAGGCAGAGGAGGAGCUGAAUGAAGCAUUGGCUGAUGCAAAGUGUGCAGAAUCCAACAAACAAAGGAUGAAUGCAAUGUUUGAGGAUCAGAAACUGUCCCAAGCAGAUGUAGAACGUAUCAAAUUAAAUGGGCGCGAGUUACAAAGACAAAGACAAGAGGCAGAACGACGGGAAUCCGAGACAGACAAGGAAAUCUGGCAAAAGGAAAUGGAGCUGUCGAAAGAACAUGAAAAGCUGGAGGAACAAUGUAAUGAUUACAACAUGCUGGCUCAAAAACUCAAACUGAUACCUUUGUCAGCGGAGAAUGCUUACGGAGUAGACUAUGAGCUGAAGCCAUCCUACUUAGGCUACAUGGACUCGAGAUUCACCGAUACGAUAAAGCCUGCCCUUCUACAGCUGAAGAAACAAUGUAGUGCCUCUGUUCACACCAAGUCCACAGAGAUGAUGCGGGUCCAAGAGUCUCUGGAACAGGUGCAUGAGUAUGUCAAUGAAAUGAAAGAUGAUAUCAACAUGCUGGAGAGUCGCAGUAAACGCAUGGGAGAUGAGCUGGAGUGUAAAAAACAAGUUUACCAGCGUGAAUUCCAGCAGGCCCAAGAGGAGAUAGAAAGCCUACAAGGAGAGUUACUGGAAUUACAAACUGUAUCCCAGCUCAGUUUACAAGAUGCCAACAGGGAUCUCAAAAAUGCAUACAAAGAAUAUGAACAAAGCAAGAUGGAAAUAGCAGAGACCGAGAAGGCCUAUCGCAGAUUUAUGAAUGAUACCACAAAAAUUGUGACUACACACUUGGAAAAAAUACAGGGUCGAUUUGCUGACCUGUGUCAGGAGUCCGAGCAAAUAUUACUACAGGUGAGAAGAGAGGCCCAGGAAAACCAGGAAAUCCUCAAACAGUUGGAGCCACCAUCCUAAAUAACUUCAUAGUGCUCUCUGUGAAUUCUUUCCUUGGGGGGGAAGGGGGAGAUUCAUCUUGAAAUGACUGUUAGAACUUGAUAUUUGAAAAUUAUACUAUGUAUUUUACCUCUGGAUAUGUGGGGAAUGUGAACUCUUUUUCUUGGAGAAUUUACGCAUCUGGCGAUGACAAUAGGACUGGGUUUUGUUUUUAAAUUAUUGUUCUAUUGUUAACUUAUAUGCCUGUGCUUAAACGAGUGCUAAAUUUCUGGGAGAGUUAUUCAGGCUUGCACGAACUGAAUUCUCUGUUUGAAAUUACUCAAAUUUUCUAUAACCAAAUGUAAUGUGUAAUGUGAAUACAUAUGACUUUGAAAUA